Messenger RNA from Aspergillus puulaauensis, 1470 nucleotides. RefSeq lists its product as uncharacterized. Lineage: Eukaryota; Fungi; Ascomycota; Eurotiomycetes; Eurotiales; Aspergillaceae. The coding region runs from base 1 to 1470 and encodes 489 amino acids. The record is from RefSeq and is a predicted model, not a curated record. The transcript has a single exon.
AUGAAACUCCCAGCAAUAGCACUCCUCCUUUCAGCAACCCUCGUCACCGCUACCAAAGAACCCUUACAAAAUGCAAACCACAUCUUCAACUCCAUCCACGCCUCCAUGCGCCAAUUCGGCUCCUCCCUCCACCACAACGGCAUGUCUUUCUUCCUCGCCACCGUUCCCCAGGGUAUCCCGCUUUACCACGGCAGCGCGAGUCCAGAUCUCCUUAAGGACGUCGGCUGGAUGGCAUUUGAGCCUGAACAUGCGAUGGUCUUUGCGCGGCCGUCACGAGGCCGUCGUAGUCAGGAUAUAAGCCCCGGUCAAACAGAUCAAGUUCCUCUCGCUGCAUCUGGUGGAACUGCAGAGGAGGGAUCUUUUGGAUUCCUGCACACGUAUCGCACUGCGAAGGAUCUUCGACUCGUUUACAUUGAUGGUACGUCUACGGGGAAGUCAAGAAUCGGAACGCUGGACUCGCAGGAUCGCAUCCUGUUUAAUGAUACAAUCGCUGGCGGUGUUGGGAUGGAGGAGCAGCGUGCGCGGACAGUUUGUCAUAUCGCGAAGGAUAGCUGGCAGGGCCGAAUCGAUGGGGUGGUUCGGAUGGCUGCCGGGUUUGAGAUUAUUCUCUGCGAUCCUGAAGUGAAUUUGGUUUCUGUACGGGUUAUGGCUGUUAAGGGUCAGGAUAGGGAUAAGGAUAAGGAUUCCCACGAUACAAGAUCUAAAAAUAAAGAUGGAAAGGGAAAGGGAAAGCCCCGUGGAAAAGGAAAACCGGCUGAGCUGAUGAGAGCAGUGACCUCUCGGUUUCAUGGUAUCGGCGGCGAGAGGGUCCGGCUUAACUAUGACCACUUUGUCACGGCAUAUACCCAUCAUCUUGAUCUGUGUCCUUCGGAGAGCAAGGGUCCGCGGUUACAGCACCUCUCGACAGAGAGUCUCGAGCCACUACGGGAUAAUCUGACCAACCUCGUCAUGGAGCACGAAGUCAACGCCGGGACAGUCAAUUGGCAGGCGAUUGCAGAUCUGGUCGUUGACAAGUACGCCCCAUUACUGCGCGGGUUGCUUCGGAAGAACAAGCAUCAUCACCAGAAGGUGAAUGCCGGUUUGGAAAUUACCAGGAUAAUGGCACCGUUCGACGGGUCUGAUAUCGAUGAAUCAGUAUCGCUUUGUGCAACGCAGUUCGUCUCAAUGCCGGACGGCAACUCGUCCCUUGCACAUCGGGCGAUAUACACAGUAAGCCACAGGAUAUGCUCUACGCUCUUGGAGCUAAGGGAUGAGAUGGAUAAAGAAGUUGUUUCCUCUGCGAUCCGGGAGUUAAUGGCGUAUCUUGACUGGACAGCAUGGAAAGAGUGUCGCGGGUGUAAGGAUACUGAAUUCUGCGCUGUUCCGAUCUGGCCGCAGGGUUCUCAGGAGGAUUAUGAGAGGCCAAAAUGUCAGAAGUUUACCAAGGCCUAUGGAGCAGGGGGGGACUACUGGGGACCUGUAUGGAAUUGA